Cheilinus undulatus (humphead wrasse) is the source of this 2876-nucleotide messenger RNA. It is a transcript of the gene nap1l4a, whose product is annotated as nucleosome assembly protein 1-like 4a. NCBI's taxonomy places the organism in Eukaryota, Metazoa, Chordata, Actinopteri, Labriformes, Labridae. The transcript is spliced from 15 exons. Gene Ontology annotation, molecular function: chromatin binding; histone binding. Gene Ontology annotation, biological process: nucleosome assembly. The record is from RefSeq and is a predicted model, not a curated record. Gene Ontology annotation, cellular component: chromatin; nucleus. The coding region runs from base 109 to 1170 and encodes 353 amino acids.
UGCUAGAGCCCGUGUGUUGCUCGCGCGUGGGUGUUGAAGCUAAGACGCGUGAGCGACGCGACCAACAAGGAUUCCGCUCAGCCAGAGAGGAAGGAGUUGCCACUAGAAAUGGAUGCCACUAAAGGUAAAGAUAAAGGUAAAGGAGAUCAAGGCAUGCAAAAUCCAGCAGGACAGAUGGACAAACCUGUCAAUUUCCACUUCUUGGAAAGCAUGCUCCCCAAAGUAGUGAAGAGACGAGUGCAUGCCUUGAAAAGGCUACAGGUGCAGUGUGCCAACAUAGAGGCUAAAUUCUACGAGGAGGUCCAUGAGCUAGAGAGGAAAUAUGCUGCCCUCUAUCAGCCACUUUUUGAGAAGAGACGAGAUAUAGUUACAGGAACAGUGGAACCAACAGACGAGGAGUGUGAGUGGCACAGUGACAGAGAGGAAGAGGAGGAGCUAGCUGAGGAGAUAAAAGAAAAAGCUGCUAUUGAGGAUUCAAAGAAAGAGGAAGCCACACCACAGGAAGACCCAAAAGGCAUCCCAGAGUUCUGGCUCACCAUAUUCAAGAGUGUGGACAUGCUCAGUGACAUGCUACAGGAACAUGAUGAGCCCAUCCUAAAGCAUCUGAAAGAUAUUCAAGUCAAGUUUUCUGAACCAGGACAGCCAAUGAGUUUCACGUUAGAGUUUCACUUUGAGCCGAAUGGCUACUUUAACAAUGCAGUCCUCACUAAAGUCUACAAGAUGAAGUCAGAGCCUGAUGCCUCAGACCCCUUCUCAUUUGAGGGUCCAGAGAUCAUUGACUGUGAAGGCUGUCAGAUAGACUGGCACAAGGGGAAGGAUGUGACAGUGAAAACUAUAAAGAAGAAGCAGAAGCAUAAAGGCCGUGGCACUGUCCGCACUGUUACCAAACAGGUCCCCAAUGACUCCUUCUUCAACUUCUUUAACCCCAUUAAAGUUUCUCCAGAUGGGGAGAUGGAUGAGGACUCUGAGUUCACCCUAGCCACAGACUUUGAGAUUGGUCAUUUCUUCCGUGAGAGAAUAGUUCCCAGAGCGGUGCUGUAUUUCACUGGAGAGGCCCUGGAGGAUGACGAGAGCUUUGAAGAGGAGGAGUUGGAAGAAGGAGAUGAAGAGGAGCAAGAUGAUGAGUGCGAUGAUGAGGAUGAUGAGGGAGACUUUGACCCUAAGGCAUAAUCAAUCAUUCUCACCCCAUGCAUUUCUAGAAAGAACAGCCCCAGCCUGCCGAAUGCAAACAGCAGUAACCAUGGCAAUUAAGAGAGAUGGAGAACUGCUGUCCGUCAAAUCAGUUCUUAACCAAUCAGCAAGUCCUCCUACUCUUGCAGGCUCCGCCCUUUUAUGAACUCUUCAUCUGAACGCAAUAGAACGCAAACCAAACUGCGUUUUUACUUUGUGCAUGACUUCUUUUUCUUUUGUCUUGCGCCCAUCUCACUCCAUUUUAUUUGGCUUCAUUCAAACUCUUAGCAGGAAGGGACUCUGAUUGAAAUACAAUGGCAUAACAUAGGGACAGUCUUCUUUGGUAAGGUGGAGAGGGUUAUGACUGCCAAGAAACUUAGAACAUCAUCAUAUGGAUAGAAAGAUAGGAAAGUAACGGAUCCCAACUUCAGUUUUCAUGGAAUAAAUCAGUUACUCAGGGUUUUUUAAUGCCAACAAGCAACAUGUAAGUUUACCAGGAAACUGCUGAACAAGUUUGACUUAAUCUUUCACUGGGGUUGCUGCAGUGUUUUUUUCUUUUGUUAUGGUGUUUUUUAAGAGACAUACAAUGUAUCAUUUUGAAUUUAAUUCACUGUUUUAAAUGUUCAUUGUCAUGUCAUUAGACUAUUUAUUCUGGUGUCAUGCAGCUGUAUGAAAUGGUGCGUUUUUGGAACUCUUGAGGCCCAGCCGCGAAAAUCGGCUCCUUCUCAUUGGCUCAAAUCUUAUUUGGGCUUAGCAGGUCAGCAAAACGUGAAUACUGCCAAGUCAUGUUUUUUAGUUAUUGAAGUGAACUGCAAAUGUAGAGGAAAUGUGAUUUGUAUUAAAACUAAUUCUGCCCCUCUGUAUCGGGCUAAACAAGCAUUUAAACUGAGCACUUGAAUGAACACGAUGUAACUGAUGGUGUGACUGAUGUGGUUUACCACAAGUCUCACAUAUAGAUAGAUCUCUUUUCCUGUUGGCCUCAUCAGCCCUGAAAUGCUCUUCAAACACAUUUUAAAAACAAGAAAAACUUAAAAGAGGAUUUUUAAAGGAAUAUCAUCACAUUGGCUGAUUUCAGCUCGGUGGAUUUUCCCAGCCUCGUUCUCAGAUCCAGUCUGGUGAAAAAGUCCCUGUAAUGAUGCAGUGGCUGGCCUCCACCCUCUGUGGUUCUUCACUUCUGGUGUGGGUUAAGCUCUUGACAAAUGUCAUUAAAAGUCAUUGAUGGAACAGUUUAAUAUAAAUUUUGUUGCCAACAAGCCAAAAUGAACGGCUUAAACACCGUCCUCUUAUGAAAUUGUUUUCCAGUUCUCAUUAACACUGUAAUCUAAUUCAGCGUUUAAAGUUGUUAAAGAAUAUAUAAAUAUUUCUGUUAUUGUAUAAUGAUUCAGUAGAAUGUCUGUGGAAACAAAAAGAAGAGGUUGCCAAUGUAUUUUAUAUACUGCAGUUGAAUUUUGGUCGUGUGUUGACCGGUCAGCAACAGCAGUAAAUGGUGAAAAUCCAAACCUGUCCCUUCUCUCUUUAAAAGAACGAUUGUAAAUCUUGACGGAUCUCUGAGCCACGGUUGACAUCUUCAGAUCUACCAUAUUCGACCGUGUGCUAGCAAUGGCCUUAACUGGUUCUUAUUCACAAUUUGUUACUUGCGCAAUAUUUCUUUUCAAUUUGUACAGAGUUAGUUAAAAUAUUCUAUUAAAGUUGUGCGACAUGGAAAA